Messenger RNA from Closterium sp. Naga37s-1, 4107 nucleotides. Lineage: Eukaryota; Viridiplantae; Streptophyta; Zygnematophyceae; Desmidiales; Closteriaceae. The record is from the annotation of a GenBank genome assembly.
AUGACAAGGGCCGCUACAGAUGAGAGCAGUGGUAGCAGGAGUGUGAGUACAACGAGGGGUGCUACUACAGGUGAUAGUAGCGGUAGCAGGACUAUCACUAAAGGGUCGCAGAGCUGUAAGGAGAGGAGGAGAGCGGAGAGGGAAGGUUACCCUUCUGUUUCUCACCUGGGAAAUGGGGAAUGUGCAGCUGGGGAGGGCGCAUCUGGGGGAGGUGCAGCUGGGGAGGGUGCCUUUGGGGAUGACGUAUGGGGUGGAGGGGAGGUGGUAUCUGGGAGUGGGUUGGCUGCUAUCCCCUCCUCCUGGUCCUCUGAGAUGGAUCUUCUGAUUGGUGGCAGGUGGGGAGGGGAUGGUGGGAGAGGAGAGGGGAGUGGGAUUGCGUUAAGAGGGGAGGGGAACGAAGGAGGAGGUAACAAUGUGACAGGUGGGCGUGAGGAGAGAGGGGAUGGGGAAGAGGAAAAGGGAGGGGAUGCAGAACGGUGUGAGGAGAUGGAGAUUAGACGAGCCAAGACUCUUGAAGCCGAUUGGUUGGGGCGACGAGGCGGGAGAAGAGGAGUCACAUUUGCAGAAGCAGGCGAGGAGGAGCGGUCAGGGGAGGAGGGGGGAGGAAGGGUGAGGGAGCGGAGAUUGGGAAGCAGAGCACGGUUCCCAGACAUGGUGGAGGUGGGUACAGAUGGGCUCACGAGGGGUAUGGAUGGGUACGUGAGCAGUCCGGGAAGCACGGCGAGCACGAGCAGCGGCAGGAGCCUGGCGCGGUCACACGCGUCCCCAUCCCCAUCACGUAGCUGGAUCCCUGCUGCUCCCACUGCCCCCACUGCUGCUGCUGCUGCUGCUGCUGCUGCUGCUGCUGCUGCUGCUGCUGCUGCUGCUGCUGCUGCUGCUGCUGCUGCUGCUGCUGCUGCUGCUGCUGCUGCUGCUGCUGCUGCUGUUGCCCCUUCCGCCUCGCCAUCCUCUUCACCCUCCUCCUCGCCCUUCUCCCGUUCGCUCAUUCCGCCUUCCACUCUCACGGCUGAAAGGGACCUUCUCGCUGCGUGCUUACCUGAGUCCACGCACUCUGCUGCCAUCCCUGCUUCCUUCGCCUCCUCCCCUGUCGCCUCCCCGACCGCCUCUUCCGCUGCUCACAUCUCUGCUCCUGCGGUGGUCCCUUGGGAGGUAGCAGCAUCUGCUGCUGUGCCUGCUACAGAUGCCUCAGCUGGGUAUGCAGCAGGAGGGGUUUCAGCGGCCGGGGCUGUAGCAGCAGAGGCUGUAGCAGCAAGGGCUGUGGACGAGCCGAGCCAAGCUCCCGCCCCCCCUCUCUCCCCGCGGUCCCUCACAGCAAGGCUGAGAGGGCGGCGGGUGCUAGUGGUGGAUGACAACGCGGUGAACCGCAAAGUGGUGCUGGCAAAGCUACGGCCGUACGGCAUGGUGGGCGUGCAGGCAGAGAACGGCUGCGUGGCAGUGGAGCGGUUUAUAGAGGGGAUGAAAGGGAGUGGAGAUGGGGGUGCUGCGGGUGGACACACGACUGGUAUUCAUCAAUGUCUUCUCGUUGCUCUGCAGAUGCCGGUGAUGGACGGCUAUGAUGCAACCAUCGAAAUCCGACGGCUGGAGGAGCAGGUGGGCCGGCAUCGAGUUCCGAUAUUUGCCAUCACGGCCGACCUUGUGGCCGGAGCUCCUGAGAGGUGCCGGGACAUUGGGAUGAAUGGAUUUAUGACCAAGCCUCUUUCCAACGAUCAAUUGAAAGCAUCGCUUGCAGUGGUGGCUGCCAAUGGUCCGCUUCACAAGCGGCUGGAGGCAGUGUGCGCGGGGUACGCGCUGCACCACCUCCUGUCGUCCAAGCUGCCGGCUGGAGUCCCAGAUACUCUCUGGUACACCAACGCCGCUGCGUCUUCCCAGCAGCGGCAACCGCAGCCACCUCAGCAGCAGCGGCCGUUGCGCCUGGCCGUGUUAUGGCUGCCGGAUCGAGCCAUGCCGCACGCCACGCUCAGACACGUGCUGGGCCCUCUGCCUCCCCCGAGCGCGCUCGGCGCCGCACAAAGUGGCGGUCGGCAGGGCGAGUUUCAGGCGCAGGAGUCGCCGUCAUUCCGGGUGGAUGCGUCUGACGAGGAGGCUGUGGUCGUGCUGGACCACCGCCCGAGCUGGCUCAACUUGCUGCUCUAUACCUAUGGGACCCUCAAGACGGAAAUUCCCCAGCCGAUAUCCCAAGAGCAGCUGCAGCAGCAACAGGAAAAACAAGCCGGCACGUUCGACCCCUCCUCCUCCCAACCCCUUCCCUCCGCCCAUCCCUCUCGCACCCUGCAAGUCGACUUCUUCCUCUCCUCCUCCCUCCCCCCCAUGGCUGCCUCUAUCAACACCCUUGCUGACGUGGACGGCUCCUCCCGGUUCCACACGUCCCUGAAGCGCUGCUACAGCCUGCUACAGCCGUCCACAGCCGUGCAGGAGCUGAUAGCCAAUGAGAACCUGACACGUGUCCAGCACAGCACAGCUGUCUACAUAGAGCCUGUAUCCCUCUACCCUCUGAACCCGCCCUGCACCAGCUGCCACCCUCACCACACAGUCAACUGCACCACCCGCCGCCUCAUGUGGUUUUUUCUCGGGCAGCCCGAAGGCGACGCUACAGUGGCGGGGUUCUGGCCGUCGCAGGCGCUGGCAGUUGCGCACACCUUCCACCCCUCCCGCCAGCCGCACCUUCUCCGCGCCACCCUGCGCCGCUCCGCCCUCUGCCGCCCCAACCCCGCAUGGGGGGAGGCGCUCCCCCCGCCCAUCCCCCCUGCGGAACCCACAUUGAAGGAGAUCGCUGAGCGAGAGGCGGUGAGAAGGAGUUCUGGGUGGUUUGGCUGGUGGGCGGGGAGCGGCAGGGACGGCGGUGAAACGGGAGGGGAACGAGGCGACGGGGAGCCUGAGUUUGGUAGCAGCGGGAGUGGGGGAAGUGGGGGAAGCGCCGAGAGUGAAGAGAUGGAGCCGGGGGAGCGGGGAGUGGGCGCAUGGGUAGAAUGCGCGCAGCUAGAAGCAGCGGAGCUAUUCACUCUCGCAUCCGCCCAGGGCCUCAUUUACCUGCAACACUCCCCCAAGGCGGACCUCAUGCACGCGCAGGCCUCCGCCAGAGGGAGAACGCUCCUCGUGCGCGACGUGCUGGUGGCGCCUGAGACUGUCCCGCGGGGAGCGGGGCCCACAGUGACUGGUGUGAGGGGGAGUAGCAGGGGGGAGGGCGGGGAGGAGAGGGGGAAGGGCGAGGAGGGGAGAGCGAGCGGUGGGGUGUUUGAGGUGGAACGUGGGUUGUGCCAUGCGCCGUUCAUCGUGCCGAUUGAUAAGCACCGCAUGGGACGGCAACUGAAUGUGGAUGACACAGUGGGUCUAGUAUACUGCGAAGUACAGAAGGUGGGAUCCACCAGUUGGAAGUUCUGGAUUCGGCAGCAGCACCACCACCCCCACCCCAACCAGUUCCCAGAAGCCCUACUCCCAGCCACCAGCAACAUCACCGAGCUUUGGGCGCUGCGGGCCAGGGACCGGCUCAGAUUUCGGGGAAACGAGGGAGAUUUUUUUGCCGGAGGGGCAGCAGGGGAGGACGAAGGUGCAGUGGCACAGUCAGCAGAAGCAGCAGAGGGGGGGGGGUGGAGGAAACGCAGCAGAAGCUGGUGGGGGGUGUGGAAAGACAAGAUAGAGAUGGAGAUGGGGCGUCUGCUGUCGUUUGAGGAGUUUGUGCGACUGCUGGGGGAUGCCUGGGACGAGGACAGGCGCUGGUUCCUCGAUGAACACAUCGCCCCCCAGGCAUCGUUGUUCCAUACCCCAACCCCCUUCCCCGUGCUCCACCCCCCUCCUCCCCUCCCCACCGCAUCCUCCCCGCACACACCCCUUCACCCCUUCACCCCUCCCUCCCCACAUCAGAACAUCCUGUGUGGGCUGGACCGCAUACGCUACGACUACGUGGGGCGCUUUGAGAGCAUGGACGCGGACGUGAUGGCCCUCAUGCACCGCUUUGGCCGCGACCCCGGCGACGCCUUUGACUUUGGCAAGAAGAUCCACCCCACCAAGUCCAGAGACCAGCUGCAGCAGAUGUUCAGUAAUAAGGGUGAUGGGGGUGAUGGAGGUGAUGGGGGUGAUGGGGUGGGCGAUAUCACAGUGUUGCUGUGCUAG